AUGAACCACCUGUACCAAGGGCUCACAGGCCUGCGAAACCUGGGCAACACGUGCUACAUGAACGCCGUUCUGCAGUGCCUCUGCAGCAUGUCGCCCCUUGUGGAGUAUUUCCUCUCGGGAAAGUAUAUAACAGCCCUGUGCAAGGAGAACGGCAAGUCCGCGACUGCCUUCGGCUAUCUGAUGUCUGACAUGUGGCUUGGAGAGUUUGACUGUGUUUCCCCAGAGGUUUUUCGUUCGGUCCUUGGGGAGCGGUACCCAGCGUUUACCAAGCGGACUCAGCAGGACGCGCAGGAGUUUCUGAUCUGCGUGCUGAACGAGCUCCACGAGGCUCUCAAGAAGUCAAGCAACAGAAGAUGCCAAGGAAGCGCAACUGGUGCAAGAGAAAACAGAGUGAUUGUCAGUGAAACAUCUAUUAUCACACAGUUAUUUGAGGGACAGCUCAGUUACAACAUUACAUGCCUGGAAUGCGAGACCACCACCGACAAACCCGAGAUCUUCACGGUUCUUUCUCUCCCCAUCCCCUCUGAGAGCACGUGCUCUCUGCAGGACUGUCUCAGAUGCUUCUUUCAGCAAGACACACUGACUUGGAACAACCAAAUCCAUUGUUCCUGGUGUGGGACAAAACAAGAUGCUGCAGUAAAGGCCAACAUAACGAAGGCACCAAAGAUAAUUAUUUUUCAUUUAAAGAGGUUUGACUGUCAAGGCAACUACAAAAAGAAGCUUUUAACUGACAUUUGCUAUCCACUCAGCAACUUGGACCUCUCUCCUUACAGUUACCCGUUCUUCCGCAGGAGCUCGAAGUACAGCUUGUGCGCUGUAGUGAACCACUUUGGAUUUCUGGAUGGUGGCCACUACACGGCGUUCUGCAAGCACUCGGUCACCAAGAGCUGGUACAGCUUUGACGAUUCACAGAUCACCGCGAUCCCAAACUCCUCAGUGCAGACUGCUGCAGCUUAUCUUCUGUUCUACACCUGCCAAGCCUUCUCUGCACCCACAAAAAGCCGCUAGCAGUGAAAGACUAACAGUGAGUAAGCCAGUGAUCCAAGUUCAUUAGCAGUGUUAACUCAGUCCUGUUUCACCAAUAAACAACAGCAUUUGCAUUACUGGAUAAUCUGUUGUGAUCUUUUAGGAAGUAAUUGCUAGCGUGAACUCUGGAGUUCCAGCUUCCAAGCUCCUUAAGGAACAUACACCAGUUCCCUUUGCCUAGCUCAGCAUUGAUGUUUUCCACGACAAAAUUCAUGCAUCCCUCAAAAAAAGAUAAACGCUGAGUAUAUAGAAGCACUUGAUACCUGAAAAAUCUUGUUUCUGUUAUUUAAAUUGUGUUGUUUUAAGCUCCCUUUCAGAACUGAGAGUAGGCUAAGGUGAAAGCACAUGACCAGACCACUGGGGCAUUUGUUUCAGAAAACAGCAGGGGAUGAAGCAAUAGCUAAACUAAAUACAGAAACAGAUGCUAUUAUACUAUUGUCAUUUUUGUCCCUCUAGCAUCUCAAACUCAUUCCCAGGUUGUAAGCUCCUGGAAAACAAUCAAACCUGCUCUUAAUUCCAUCAGCAAGAUACAUGUGUGUAGACAGAUUAAAAGCCUCAGACUAGGAUUUAAGAUUUAUGAAAGCCAUCCUAAUCAGGGAAGGCAAAACCAAUCCAAAUCCAGAUCAGAGAAAUGUGCGAGAUACAAUUAAAAUAUCUGUCUAAAAGUAGGUUAGUUUAGAAACCAAGUAUAUUUUUUUUCAUCUGAAGAAUUUCUGAACUUUGCGAACAUGAGUCAGACUGUCAUGUAGAAUCCUGACCAUUACACAAAGAGUAGCGAACAAAAACAAACCUGAAUGUACAUUUAAGAGGAUAUUAUAUUUUUAAAUCAUUUCUUCAUUAAGGUUUUCGAUGCAUGUGUACAUUAAAUUUUAUAUUAAAAAAUUAAAAAGGAAAGUCUUGUUUAUUUAGAAUAACUCUGAAGCAGACAAAUAUUGACAAAAGCGAACAGAAAAAUACAGCUCUGCUUUUUUAUUAAGUAGUGUUGCAGUUACUUAGAGCUGGCAAAUAAAAGCAAUCCUCUGAGUUUUAGAGAUUCUCACAAAAAGGACGACAUUUUAUUAUAUACAUAGUUCUGAUGUGCAAGUAUGCAAUCAAUAUGUACACUUACAUUCCUAACUGUUUACAUCGUUCUAGAGUAUUCACAGUAGAAUCAAGCUUAAGGUUAGAAAUGUGAAAAGGCCAUAACAGUGAAAGAAAAAAAAAAUCAAGAUAUGCCUUGGGAUUUUAAGACAUUUUAAACUACUUAUUAAUAGAUUUCAAAUGACUAGGUUAGAAUUUAAUUUUCGAGCAGGCUAAAAAUAUAGCUUUUUUUAAAUAAAUGGUAAUGCAAGUAUGCUUUUUAAAUGGUUUCACAGAUGGCGGUAUUACCACAAGCGUUAUUAAUCAGUCUUCUGAUUUAAGCAAUAGUACUGACCAGAAAGAGCUUGCUGCAGAGAAGCUGCUGCAACCAUCCCCAUGUUCUUUAAGUGACUAUAUGUUUGUCACAGUUUUGCAUAUUUAUAUGCAUUCCCAUAGCUAUUUUGCUCUUAUACCAAGAAAACCAGUUUUUUUUAACCCACACAGUUUUAUGUGGCCACAUCCACUGCUCGCUGUUCGUAAGAAGUGUAAAAGAGAAUAUAUGCAGCUGAGGAUUUCACAGAUGAUGCCGAGAUCUCAGACACUUCAUGGUCAUCAAACUUAAACCAACGUUGUUUUGCAGCAUUUUUGCAGUAGGCUGUAUAGUGCCCUCCGUCCAACCCGCCAUAAUGAUUCUGUAAAACA
Molecule: messenger RNA, 2787 nt
Organism: Dromaius novaehollandiae (emu)
Lineage: Eukaryota; Metazoa; Chordata; Aves; Casuariiformes; Dromaiidae
Gene: USP50
Product: ubiquitin specific peptidase 50
Exons: 6
Coding region: 1-1008 (335 amino acids)
Biological process (GO): endosome organization; protein K63-linked deubiquitination; Ras protein signal transduction
Cellular component (GO): midbody; cytosol; dendritic spine
Molecular function (GO): cysteine-type deubiquitinase activity
Source: RefSeq, a predicted model, not a curated record